Messenger RNA from Ambispora leptoticha, 1437 nucleotides. The record is from the annotation of a GenBank genome assembly. NCBI's taxonomy places the organism in Eukaryota, Fungi, Glomeromycota, Glomeromycetes, Archaeosporales, Ambisporaceae.
AUGGCAUCAGCGGUCUUUGUUCUAGAUCUGAAAGGCAAGGUCCUCAUUUCUCGAAACUAUCGAGGGGACAUACCAAUGUCUGCAGUUGAGAAAUUUAUGCCUCUUGUGCUGGAAGCUGAAGAGGAACAACAAGCUCCAACGCCUUGCUUUACGCACGAAGGCAUUAACUAUUUGUAUAUCCGGCAUAACAAUCUGUAUUGUAUCCUUUUUAAAAAGGAGGAUAUUCAUAGAUCCUUACGUUACUUUGCGUCCUCAACAAUCAAUCUAUUACAUUUAUUGAAAACAGUGCUCGCUUUGACCAAAAAAAAUUCAAACGCCACCACAAUUCUACUAUUUCUUCACAAAUUAACAGAGGUCUUUACAGAAUAUUUUAAGGAGCUCGAGGAAGAAUCGAUUCGUGAUAAUUUCGUGAUUAUUUAUGAAUUGUUGGAUGAGAUGAUGGAUUUCGGGUAUCCGCAGACUACAGAAACUAAGAUCUUGCAAGAAUACAUAACGCAAGAAUCACAUAAAUUAGAAAUUCAAGUACGUCCACCAAUGGCCGUUACAAACGCAGUAUCAUGGCGUUCAGAAAACAUCAAAUAUCGUAAAAACGAAGUAUUUCUCGAUGUGAUAGAAUCGGUGAAUCUGCUCGUGAAUGCCAACGGGAACGUGUUACGAAGUGAGAUUCUUGGCGUGAUAAAAAUGAAAUGCUAUCUUACCGGGAUGCCGGAAUUACGACUCGGAUUGAAUGAUAAAGUGAUGUUUGAGAGUACAGGUCGUUCGCCGACCAGAGGCAAAGCGAUCGAGAUGGAAGAUGUAAAGUUCCAUCAAUGCGUACGAUUAUCUCGGUUCGAGAAUGAUCGUACCAUUUCGUUCAUUCCUCCCGAUGGUGGAUUUGAGUUGAUGAGUUAUCGGUUGAAUACACAGGUCAAACCUUUAAUCUGGGUGGAAGCCCAAGUAGAAAAUUACACCGGCUCAAGAAUUGAAUACACAAUAAAAGCAAAAGCACAAUUCAAACGACGAUCAACCGCCAAUAACGUCGAGAUUUAUGUUCCAGUGCCUGACGAUGCUGACACGCCGAAGUUCGGGAAUAGUAUUGGUUCGGUACACUAUGCUCCUGAAAAAUCAGCCAUCGUAUGGAAAAUCAAGCAGUUUCAAGGUGGCAAGGAUUUCACGAUGCGGGCUCAUUUUGGGUUACCGUCGCAUUGUUUACUUAUAUCUCGAUUACAUGCAUAUAUAUGUCCAAAAAUAGUCGAAGAUCCUGAGAAGAAACCACCGAUCGGAGUAAAAUUUGAAAUCCCCUAUUUUACCACAUCAGGAAUUCAAGUGCGGUAUCUAAAGAUUGUUGAGAAAAGUGGGUAUCAAGCGUUACCCUGGGUACGAUAUAUUACACAGAAUGGAGAUUAUCAAUUGCGUAUGCCUGAGAGUAUAAAGAACAAUAAAAUGUCAUUUAUCUAA